UCGAAGGUGGAGGAACAAGAUGACGCACGACAUCGCGGCGCGCAUCGAGUACUCGGAGAAGUAUGUGGAUGACACCCAUGAAUACAGACACGUCAUCCUCCCCAAGGAGAUGCAGCGAAGUUUGCCUGACCGGUUGCUUGCAGAAGCCGAAUGGCGCCAAUUAGGUGUCCAACAAAGCAGAGGAUGGGUACACUACGCCAUACACAAGCCCGAACCACAUAUUUUGUUGUUCCGACGGCCGUUGGGCACUGAUCCGACCACGGGGCGCGUGAACUCAUCCAUGGAACGCGAAGCCAAGGAAAAGUACGCCCAAGACAUGGGCCAAGUCCGCCAGUAAGCGAGUGAAAUGAAGCCCUUGCCUGCA
Messenger RNA from Aphanomyces astaci, 364 nucleotides. RefSeq names its product cyclin-dependent kinase regulatory subunit 1. Lineage: Eukaryota; Oomycota; Saprolegniomycetes; Saprolegniales; Verrucalvaceae. Gene Ontology annotation, cellular component: cyclin-dependent protein kinase holoenzyme complex; SCF ubiquitin ligase complex. Bases 20 to 337 code for a protein of 105 amino acids. Gene Ontology annotation, biological process: regulation of mitotic cell cycle. Gene Ontology annotation, molecular function: cyclin-dependent protein serine/threonine kinase activator activity; histone binding; protein kinase binding. The record is from RefSeq and is a predicted model, not a curated record. The transcript has 2 exons.